Camelus dromedarius (Arabian camel) is the source of this 6266-nucleotide messenger RNA. It is a transcript of the gene SACK1B, whose product is annotated as family with sequence similarity 83 member B. The coding region runs from base 55 to 3105 and encodes 1016 amino acids. The record is from RefSeq and is a predicted model, not a curated record. Gene Ontology annotation, cellular component: membrane; cytoplasm. Gene Ontology annotation, biological process: signal transduction. NCBI's taxonomy places the organism in Eukaryota, Metazoa, Chordata, Mammalia, Artiodactyla, Camelidae. The transcript has 4 exons. Gene Ontology annotation, molecular function: protein kinase binding.
CCCGUCACUGCGCGAAUGGACUUUUGAAAGUGCUGUUGUCAGAGAUUUGCCAGCAUGGAGACCUCAUCAAUGCUUUCGUCAUUGAAUGACGAGUGUAAAUCAGACAAUUACAUUGAACCUCACUACAAGGAAUGGUAUCGAGUGGCCGUUGACACGCUGAUUGAACACGGAUUGGAUGCGUACCAGGAAUUUCUUGCCAAGGAACGAGUGUCAGACUUUCUAGCUGAGGAAGAGAUUAAUUAUAUUUUGAAAAAUGUCCAGAAAGUGACGCCAAGUACAGCACAUGGCCCUGAUAAUUCCUGCGACGAUAACUCCUCUUCGGGGACUUACUGGCCCAUCGAGUCGGACGUGGAAGCUCCAAACCUUGACUUAGGCUGGCCGUGUGUGAUGCCUGGACUCUCGGGGGGCACCCACAUUGAUCUCCUCUUCCAUCCACCUAGAGCACAGCUACUUACAAUUAAGGAGACGAUUCGGAAGAUGAUAAAAGAAGCCAGAAAGGUCAUUGCUUUAGUGAUGGAUAUAUUCACAGAUGUGGACAUUUUCAAAGAAAUAGUGGAGGCAUCAACUCGAGGGAUCUCUGUAUACAUUCUGCUUGAUGAGUCCAACUUUAAUCAUUUCCUAAGUAUGACUGAGAAACAGGGCUGUCAAGUUCAGCGUCUCAGGAACAUUCGAGUGCGGACAGUAAAAGGCCAAGAUUAUCUUUCAAAAACUGGGGCAAAAUUUCAUGGAAAACUGGAACAGAAAUUUUUGCUCAUUGACUGCCAGAAAGUUAUGUACGGUUCCUACAGCUACAUGUGGUCAUUUGAAAAAGCUCACCUCAGCAUGGUUCAGAUAAUCACAGGGCAACUUGUGGAGUGCUUUGAUGAAGAGUUUAGGACUCUGUAUGCCAGGUCCUGCGUCCCCAGUUCGUUUGCUCAGGAGGAGUCAGCAAGGGUGAAACACAGCAAAGCGCUCUGGGAAAACGGUACUUACCAGCGUUCAGUGUCUUCCUUGGCUUCCGUUUCCAGCCAAAGAAACCUUUUCGGUAGACAAGACAAAAUCCACAAACUCGAUUCUAGUUACUUCAAAAACAGAGGCAUCUAUACUCUCAAUGAGCAUGACAAAUAUCAUCACAUAAGAAAUCACGGCUACAAACCUCAUUUUGUGCCAAACUUAAACGGUCCAAAUCCAGUCGGUCAGCAUCGACCCAACCAGAUGAUCAGUGAAAACUGGAAGAGGCACAGUUACGCGGGGGAGCAGCCAGAAACGGCGCCGUACCUGCUGCUGCACAGGGCGCUGAACCGGGCCGCGAACGCCCCUGGCCCCUGGCAGAGGCCCCCGGACAGCCUGAGCGGGGCGUCCUCGGCGCGGGGCGGCGGCGCGGGCCGCCAGCGCGCGCCCGCCCAGAGUUUCGCGGACCGGCUGGCCCAGAGGAAGACGACGAACCUCGCGGAAAGGAAUUCCAACGUGCGCAGGUCCUUCAACGGCACCGACAACCACAUCCGCUUUCUGCAGCAGCGCAUGCCGACGCUGGAGCACACCACCAAGUCGUUCCUGCGGAACUGGAGGAUCGAGUCCUACCUGAACGAUCACUCGGAGGCGGCGCCCGAGGCCAACGGGUCGGCGCUGGGCGACCGGUUCGAGGGCUACGAGGGCCCCGAGAACGUGAAAGCCAGCGCCCUGUACGCGCACUCCCGCCUCCGCUCCUCUUUUGUGUUUAAACCGACGCUACCCGAGCAGCAGGAAGUCAGCAGCUGCACGACUGACUCCUCGAACUCAACUGUCGUUGGUUCCCAGGGCAGUGACACACCGAAGGAGGUCCCCGACACCCCGACAGGGGCGCAGCAUCCGCCGGUCAAGCCCGCGCUGGAAUCCACCCCCAAGCUGGCGCCGCAGCCGGAGGCGCCGAAAAUGCACGCGUUGCCGGUUCCCGAAAGCCACCCAGCGGGCUCAGACCCAGCUGCAAACGGCCCGACGGAGCCGAACAGCUGUUUGUAUACAACCUUGUGCGUGAAUAAGCAGACAGAAGAUCUAAAGAGCCAACCAAAUGAGAAUCUGCUGAAAAGGCGAAGUUUCCCGUUCUUUGACCACUCAAGAGCCAAUUUUGAUCAUGGAAGUAGUAAGCACUACGUAUAUAGUACACUUACCAGAAAUCGAGUUAGACAACCAGAAAAACCCAAAGAGGAGUUGCUAAAAAGCUCGAAAAGCAUGCACAAUGUGACCCAGAGGGUGGAAGAGGAGGACGAGGAGGAGGUGAUGGAGAGAGACCCUCCCAGCGGCGCUAAUACCAAGUCAGUUUCCAUUGCUGCUUUGAAUGACGUGAACAAAGAGGAACCUAACAAAGAACUCACUUCCAGGAAAGAAGUGAAGGGCUCCCCGAGUUUUUUGAAAAAGGGGUCUCAGAAGUUAAGGUCACUGCUUAGCCUUGCCCCAGAAAAGAAAGAAAAUCUUUCCAAAAAUAAAGCCCCUGCCUUUUAUAGAAUGUGUAGUAGUUCCGACACUUUACUUUCUGAAGUUGAAGAAAAUCAAAAACAAAAAAAAUCAGAACCCAAAAUGGAUGUGUCUCCUAGAAGAAAGCGUUCCUCCUCAUCCAACUCUCCAGGCAGCAUCCACAAGAGUAAAGAAGAUGUAGCGGUUCGUUCGUCUCAGGGGAUGCAUUCUCCAUCCGAUCAAAGUAACAAGAUCAUACCUUCUGCAGGUCCAGUUGAAAAUAAGUUCUUGGAAAGAGCAGGAGAUGCCUCUGCCCCGAGAUUCAACACCGAGCAGAUCCAAUACCGAGAUUCGAAGGAGAUGAAAGCAGUUGUUGUGCCAGAAAGAAAACCAGCUGCUUCUCCAAGGCCAAAGCCCAAUGAUGAGCUUCUGAAAUCGCAUUCCAUGGACCGGCGCGUUUACAGUCGUUUUGAGCCAUUUUGUAAGAUUGAAAGCGCCAUUCAGCCCACAAGCAACAUGCCGAAGACUGGGACACCCCGCCCGGAGGUGAAACCCACAGCGGUGCCCAACAGCUACGGCAGGUCCAGCCCAAUGCUUAAUUACAACACUGGUGUUUACCACUCGUAUCAGCCGAAUGAAAACAAGUUUCGAGGACUAAUGCAGAAGUUUGGCAAUUUCAUACACAAAAAUAAAUGAAAUGCUGUCAUUACAAAUAGACUUCAAAGUACAAAGAAGAAUGUGGCUAUAAAUAUUUGUCCUAAGAACAUUCUGGAUUUUUGAACAUGCUAAUAAAUUUCUAUGGGGGCAGAACUUGGGGUAUGAUGUAUAUGUUUACCAACUUACUAAUGUACAGUAAAGUUAUUGUUACAUGUGAAAAAGUUAGUUGUGCUUAAUUGCACUAUAGAUGGAAUAUCUAUGAACACAUGAUUUUUAAGUGGUAAUGGUGAGAUAAAUAUAAUUCAGUUGUUUUCUUCAGACUGAAGAUCUUCUUACGUCUUAAAUGGAAACUAGAGGAGAGAUGGUGUGUGGGUUUUAACCGUUCAUUCCAAAGUCUAUCCUUUAAAAAAAAAAAGAAAAAGGAUCAUAACAUGAUUAGUGGCCCUUUAUAAUACGUCCUUAUGCAGUUUUCAGAUAUUCAAAUGAUGAGAAAAUAGGACAAAGCCUUUGUGGUUUUUAAUUAACUUUAAAUUCUAGAGGAUAAGUUGUUAUAUUUCAUUAGUGUUUUAUUAAUUUUUCUGUGGGGCAUAUACAGCUGGGUUUGGCAGCAACAGUACCAUUUAAACCAUACAGCUCAGCACAUUUUUUCUGUUACCUGAACUGUUUGCAAAGUAUCAGCCUCAGGGAGUACAAAUCCAUCAGAGAAAUUUAUUUGCAGGAUGUUCUUAUUACUCUGAACCAAAGGAGCCCGUACUCCAUUCACUCAUCAGCUGCUGAAUUUUUAUAGUCAAACUUGUAGCAAGCCAGCAGGAAUUUGGAAAUCCUGAAUUAUUCCUCUCCUUUUUCUAAUAUAAGGAAAAUUGUAGAAAUGCAUAAUUUUUUUUUAUCUUGAAUUAGUUUGACAGUGCUUAGGUGUUUGGCUUGCAAAAGUCUUUGCUCUUUUGUAUACUGCGCCAAAUACAGAUGGAUGCCUACUAUUUCCAUGAGAGUACCAUGAUGAAAAAUGAGACAUGGUACCUGGAAUGGUUCUUCCAUGACCUUGGGGCCUGGUUGAAAGUCUGAAACCUUUCUGUAUCUGAAUUUGAUGAUGAUAUUCAGUUCAUAACCUUUCUUAGAGUAAUGAAAUAAAAGCUCCAAAUCCAUGACAGAGACUUGAACUUGGCUUUGCUUCAUCGACAAAGAACACGAUUCAAGAAGCAAUGCAUCAUUUGAGAAGCAGAAACUGUUUCUACAACACUUUAAAUAUAUUAUUUAACUCCAAGUUGCUAUCUGGGGCAGUGUGUUGUUUAAAAAUUCAAGAUUUAGUCAAAUACUAAUAUUUAUGCCAUUAUUAACUAAUUAAAAUAAUGGCACUAAAAUACGUCAUUAAAAUAAUUUCCGUAGUAUUUUAAAACCAUGAUAAGUGACAGAAUAAAGUGACAGCAGGGAAAAGAAAACCUAACAUUCAUAGACCAGGUCCUGAGCCAGAAUCUAAACUCCCCACGACAAUAUUUUGUGGGUAUCACUGUCCUCAUUACUUACAGAUGGUGGUUGAGGUGAUAACUGAGCCAUUAAGACUCAGAGAGGUAAAACCUCAAGCCACAUAACCAAUAAAUGGUGGUGCUAAAGUGUCUGUAACUUUCUGUCACAUCAGAUUGCCUCCCAAAUGUGUUCAACCUGCUCACCCAAACUGUUGAGAAUUGAAUGUCCCGACUCAACAGCAACCCACCAAGAACGGUUUAGUCCAACUCCACCAAGCAACAGAGGACACACAGGACUUAAAAUAACCUUAGAGGGUGAGACUGCUUUCUGAAUGAAACCUAGGAAGCCACUUUUAACUGCUAGGCGGCCAUUUUGGUCCCCUUCCGGUUGACCUUAAAGGAGAGGAAGGGAAAAGGAACCGGAAGUGAACCUGCUUCUGUGCUGGAGACAGAUGUCUGCUAGGUUGGGAACUAAGCAGGAAAUGGAACUCAAUGUUAAAUACAUUAUGUCAUUAGGUACUCACGAUCACCCUGUGAAGUACCUCCUUUUUGUAAAUGAGAAAACUAAGCCUCAGAGAAGUUCCAUAACUUUCCAAGAGCUGGACAGCGCUUAAUUGGUAGAAUGGGGAUUUGAACAGGAAAGCUUGUAUUUUUAAUACCAUAUCAUACUAUACCUUGCUGGCUUCUACUCUACUAUGCUUGAGGAACUGCCUUUGAAAGGACUUGUCUCUCUCUUUUGCUCUCAAAUGUUUAUAAGAGUUGCAGAAAUAAUACAAGGAACCAUACAGCAAUAGCAUUUUGUAUGCACAAAUCCAGAAUAUAGCACUAAAUUUCACCAUAAAAGUAGAUUUUUAAACUCCCGUUUAACGUAGAGAAUUUCCAAGUACUACAGUGUUGAGUUUGCUUGUUUUGGAAAGCUGAAUAGAAUAGACUUGAAAUUUUGUAUCCUUCCUAAUAAUUUAAUACCAUAAAAAUAAAACAUUAAGAAAGAACAGUCAUUUUUCACAGGAAAGGUAGCCCAGCAUAUUUACAAAAUAUUUGAAUUUUUUUUUUUUUUUUUUUUUACAAAAUGGCCUUUGGAAUGUGUAUUUCCUUAUAAUCAAAUAAGGAAUUCAGCUGCAAUAAGAAAAAUGUUUCUGGUUGUUGGGAUGUUAAUUUUUAGAGUCAUCUGGAAAUUGUAUGAUCUUCAUAGAUUAGUAUCAGAUUAUUUAAAAAGCAUUAGAAUUGAGGUCUAGUGAGUGAAGGAGAUUUUUCAAUUUGCUCUUCGAGAAAUUCACUACUGUGAUUCUGGACCGUAAUCCUUUACCCGCUUAUCGAAGGCAGAACCCAGAGUUAAUCAAACCAGAAUGACUGUAGUAUUACCCACCUUUGUUAUUGUUAGAUGAGGCAUAUUUCAGAGCUAAGGGGAUAACGGGCCAAUUGUCAUUAGGCAGCUGUGAAAUUGUAAGUCCUGAAAUUUAGAGUAAUGCGAUGGAAUGACGUAAAGCUGAAAUACAUGAAGACUAGAGUUUUAAUCAUGUUUGAUUACAUGUAAAAGCCUACUGCCCUUUUGUACAGCAGCUGCCAUCAUUUCUGGAAACAUCAAUAGCUUUUAAGUAGUUCCUGAGCUCCUCCCAUCCCUGCUGGAGCCGGAAGGGCAUCCCCCUGUGAUGGGUAGCUUGGGCUUUUAACACAGCAAAUUUAUUCCCCUCUGAUGGUUUUCUUGGAUUAUUUUCCUUUUUCUUUCUUUUUUUUUUUUUU